This is a messenger RNA of Cuscuta campestris, 3102 nucleotides long. NCBI's taxonomy places the organism in Eukaryota, Viridiplantae, Streptophyta, Magnoliopsida, Solanales, Convolvulaceae. The record is from the annotation of a GenBank genome assembly.
AUUUGUAGUUUUUCCGUCAAAAACACAUGUACCCUAUUGUCAAAAAAAACACAUGUACCCUUACGUUCUUAUGUUGUACGCAGCUUUUCCAAUCGCAAACUACCCUUACGGCGUUAGUUCUUCCUCUGUAUUAGGGUGACUAUCAUCCGCGUCAAUUCUCUUCCUCUUGUCCAGCACCUCGUCUUCCCGAUGAAAUAUGUGUAAUUGCCGCCUGUCCCUCAGCAAUCGAUUAGAAUCGUUGUGAUUGGAAUUGCCAGCAUAAUCAACCCUGGAUUUACGGAAUUCCUGGCGAUGCAUCAGGAAGUCAGCAAACAAAUUUGUAAUAACAAACUAAUUCUAGCAAGUAUGCAGAUUUGCAGAAGGAUUAAUUUUCACCUACAGGUACGGCCAAACCUGCAACAGCUUGGAGAAUCAUUCUUCAGAUUAUGGGUUACAAGAUUUACACUUACGAAAUGCAUUCAAGUUAUGCGGCAAGGAUUGAGAAUUAGUGAAGCUAUGACACAAUUAGCAAAGAUAUUAUUCAGAGAUGGACCUAUCCAUUGGUGCCUGAUGUCCCUUUCUUUGGAAAUUCUGCUUCUAAACUUGAAAGGCGUGGAAUGUAUCCCGCAUCAGAUUUUCUCUUCCUAUAAUUUGGUCUGUGCAGAGAUUAAGAGUCCAAAAAAGGUGAAACUUUGCGCUGCAGUGGGCUGUUUUGAGCCAAUUUUGUUACUUUACAGUCUGGUUGCUAAGAUUGUCGUGAUGGACCAAGGUACAACUUCAAACUCAGUUCCCCAAGAUGAUUCGAUUGAUAAGUCAAAGAUAUUGGAUAUUAAGCACAUGAGGAGCUUAAUUCCAGUCUUUCCAUCAGCAAACGGGAUGUCAUCUGCAGCCACUCCCCAACCGUCACCCUUCACAUGUGUUUCUCCAGUUGGUCCUUUCCAUCCCGGAGUUCCCCUUUUACCCAUUUCUGGCUCCCAAUAUUUCAAGCAGACGAACUGAACAGCCUCCAUCAGGAUACACUCAGGCUAUACCCCCUGUUCCAUUAAACUCGUUCAGAACUCCAAUGUCAAAUGGAGAUUCUGGGAGACCAAGGAGGUCCAGUGGAAUUGUUGCAGAAGAUGAUGAGUAUAGUGACCAAAGUGAUCAGUAUGGCUAUGGCAUUCAUGAUAACAGCGUUGAACACUCCAGCACUAAGAAGAGAAAGGGAUGACCGCAGAAAAAGACAAAGAUGCAUGGCCAUCAGGGGAAACCUCCGGUUGAGGUGGAUUACGAAUCAAUUUUACAAAGUUUUCUUGAAUCGUUUAAACUCACCGAGGUAGAAUCAUCCAAAAAAACCGACGGUGACAAGGACCUUGUUGGGCGCAUAUUGUUGGCUUAUGAUUUGUUACGAAGAAAAAUGUCCCAAAUUCAAGAGAUGAGUGAUCCAUUUCCAGGAUCUGUCAGGUGCCCGGACCUGAAGGCUGGAACAAUGCUGAUGACAAAAGGGAUCCGCACGAAUCAGACAAAGAGGGUCGGUAAUGUGCCUGGGAUUGAAGUUGAUGACCCCAUUUCUGUAAGCAUAGUAUCAUCUGGAGGGUAUGAUGAUGAAGGGGAUGAUGGGGAGGUGCUAAUUUACUCCGGCCAAGGUGGAGUGCAGAGAAGGUGGUAUGGACAGAUGUUUGGUCAGAAACUCGAAAGGGGAAAUCUUGCAUUGGAGAAGAGUCUUCACUGUUCCAAUGAGGAAGUUUGUGGGCUGCUCUUGAUAGGAACUUUGUGACACGCCACAAGUAAUAUCAGGUACACCCUUCUUCCAGUUUAACUCCUUACCUAUUCAUCAUGACUCCCUCCUUUAAAUCAAUAUUUAUUGGGGUUUGGGAGCUUUGUUGGAUUGGUGGUGUGUUUUAUAUGUUCAUCAUUUGUUAAAGAUUUAGUAGAUUAAUUUAUAUGGAUUUUUAAAAAGAUUUAGUAGACUACUUUUUAUGGUGUUUUAAAAUUGUCAUAAUACAAAGGUUCAUAUUUACUGCCUUAUGUGUUUUGAAUGAAUGUAAUAUAUAAUUACUAAUCAUCAUUCACUAUAAUUUCAUAUAUUACACUACCACAACUAACACAAAAAAAUAAGUUGUAUUACUAAUGGUUUCAAAAUUUCCUUAUUUAGAAUGUUUACAUCGUUUUACUUAAGAUACAUAAGAAAGAAGGUUAUUAAAGCACACAUUAUUUCACACACUGUAGUAAAGGAAUAUCUUUGUCUAACCAAACACAUACAUCAAUGAUGCAAGACUUUAUUUCAAAAACCAAUUUAGUACAAAAUGCAGACUGCUUUUUCUACUCCAUCAAUGGGUUUUCAGGUUUCUGUAUGGGACUGCUUAUUCUUUUUGCUUUUUGGGGUUGGUUUUAGAGUAGACUCUAGAUUGGGUUUUGAGUAUUUGAGUGAGAUUUUGGGUUACUAUUUGGCUCAGGGAAUUGGGGUUUACACUCUGGGAUUUGGUUAUGCUGUUUGGAGUUCGUUUUUUGGGUCUGCAUGCUAAAAUUAGUUUUACAGUUUAUAAUUGGUUUUUUCCUUAUGCUGCUUGGUUAUGCUGCUUGGGACUACAUGUUUUGGGUGAUGUUGUUUGCGGCUGGUUUUUGGGUCGGCAUUACACUUUAUACUUUGAUUUUGGAAUCUCGUCUGCAUGCUAUAAUUCGUUCUAGACCUCAUAUCAUUUCACCUAUUACAAUCAUACUUCAGUAUGUAUGCUAAGUGUCACCAUUCUCCAAGCAUAAUUCAUGUUAUUUGUGGUUAAAAACUGUACUUUACAUGAUUACAGAAAAAAAUGACGCAGAUGUCUAAAAAACACAGAUUUGGUAGGGACUAUAAAAUCAAUGCGGAUGGAAAUUUGGGUAAGUUUUGGGUCAGGGAAUUGGAAUUUACUAUAUGGGAUUAUGUUAUGGUCUUUGGGACUGGUUUUGCCACCUGCAUACUAUAAUUAGUUUUACCCUUUAUAAUUGGUUCUUUGUAAUGAUGUUUGGUUAAGGUGCUUGGGAGUGCAUGUGUAUUGUUAUCCUAUUUGAGCUGGUUUUUAUAAUUGGUUUUUUGGAAUUUGGCCAUCUUGCUAUAAAUCACUAUGUAUGCUAAGUAUCACCACCCUCCAAGGGUAGUUCAUGUCG